GCCGUCUGGGUGCCCUGCCCACGCUCAGCUGCUUGGAGCCGUGUGCUGUGGGGUCCAGGGCAGUGGGUUUGGGGUACUUUGGGGUGCAGCCAGCACCCCUAAACUUUUCCCUGGGUUGGGGGCUGCUGCAAUAACCCAGGGGACCCGGUUCCCUGCUCCCCUGGGGUGCUGAGGCAGGGGGACAAGCGCCUGGCCUGGAUGACGCUGGCACCCCACGGGCACCCCGCAGCCCUCACUGAGGCACGGGGUGGGCUCCUGCACCCCUAGAUGGGACCCCCAUUCCCAUUGCGGGCGCAGCGGUAGGGCUGCGGUGACCUCCGGUCCCUGCACAGGCAGUGUCGCUGCCGCUCCCCGGGCAGGAUGGCCAAUCCGGACGCCUACCUGCGGCAGCCCUGGCGCAUGGUGCACGGUAUUCCCAUGGUCAACGCCUUUGCCUAUGACUGGGAGCGGAUCGACAACUUCCAGAGCCGCCCCGAGGACAUCGUGGUGGUCACCUUCCCCAAAUCCGGCACCACCUGGGUCAGCGAGAUCGUGGACAUGAUCCUGCAAGGCGGUGACCCCGAGAAGUGCAAGCGGGACAUUAUCACCAAGAGGGUGCCCAUGCUGGAGUUCUCUGCCCCCGGGGAGAUGCCAGCAGGGACGGACCUGCUGGCCACCAUGCCCUCACCCCGUGUGGUGAAGACCCACCUGCCCACACAUAUCCUGCCCAAAUCCUUCUGGGAAAACCGCUGCAAGAUGAUCUACGUGGGGCGCAACGCCAAGGACGUGGCCGUCUCCUUCUACCACUUUGACCUGAUGAACAAGUUCCAGCCGCACCCCGGGACGUGGGCCCAGUACCUGGAGCAGUUCAUGGCUGGCAGAGUGGCAUAUGGCUCCUGGUACGACCACGUCAAGGACUACUGGGAACGGAGGAAGGAUCACCCCAUCCUCUACCUCUUCUAUGAGGACUUGAAGGAGGACCUCCGCCGGGAGAUUGCCAAGGUGGCCCAAUUCCUGGGGCGGGAGGUGCCGGAGGCGGCGCUGGACACCAUGACCCGACACACCUCCUUCGAGGCCAUGCGGGACAACCCCACCACCAACUACAGCAUGGUGCCCUCCCACCUCAUGGACCAGGGCGUCUCUCCCUUCAUGCGCAAAGGCACUGUUGGAGACUGGAAGAACUAUUUCACCGUGGCCCAGAGCGAGCGCUUCGACCGGGACUACGUGCAGAAGAUGUCGGGCACCGAUCUGUGCUUCCGCACCCAGAUCUGAGGAGGCACCGCUGGACGCCCCCCAACCCACACCCCCCCCCAGUCCUGCUCCCCCGCAGCACCUCCAGCACCACCCCAGCCUGCCUGUGUCUCACCGGCCUCCCUGCGCCAGAGGGACUUUUGCAAAAAUAGCGAGCUUUAUUUCUGCAUCUUUCUCCCAAAUUUGCAGCCAUGUGGAAGCUGCUGCAUUGCUAGUGUGCUGCGAAGCCUCAUCCCACCUUGCAUCGCCCCAGCCCCACAUUGCCCAGCCAGGACAUGCAUGGGAGAUACACCUGUGCACCUUUUUUUGGAGGAAUAAAAAAGGCAGUAUGCGGUACAGAGGCGUUUCCAGCACGCGAUGAAUAAACGUUGUUGGCAGCUUCCACAUGUGCAUCUCUGCCAUGGCCAGGGCUCACAUAGGGUCCGGCACCCACUGCCUCCUACCUCAGAACCCCCCGUGCUGAUGUCACACUUUGGGGGGGGACUAGACAGGACAGGGCAUGGUGAUGGCCAUGCCCCCUCCUUGCUGCUGGGGCCAUGUGGAAGAGAUGAGGUGAAUGGGAUGGGGACAAAACCAGCCCCAGGGUGUCCGGGAGAUGGAGGCAGCCUGGGGAGCUUUGGACCAAUCCUUCCACUCAGGAGCAACGAAGCUAGAAGCAAAAGAAGGAUUUUGCCUGUCACUUUUGUGCUGUUCAGCUCCCAGGGACCUGGAAGCUGUUAUGCUGUGCCAGUCUCCCCACAACCACAUCACCCAGCAGGUAUGGUGGGUCCCUGGGGGUCAGACGAAAGGGUCCUCUUGGCUGCUCCCCCUCCCACCGUGGCCAGAAAAACCACAGCUAAAGGGCACACUGCAGCGCAUGAUGCAGCUAGGGAGCUGGAACAGCAUUGCUAAAAGCUGGUGCUUUUAAAAUCAUUGGGUUUAUGUCGCAAUCAUUUUAAGAAUAGGAAACCAAGUCAGAUGGUUGUUGGGUCCCAGUUCCUCAGAUGCCGUCCUCUCCUGGCCACGUUCAUCAUCUUCUCUUUGGUUUGGUACACAUGCAAGAAAAACUUGCCUGCAACCUGGAGGAAAUAUUCAUUGCUCGUAGGCACGGAGCAUCUCUGAAGAUGCGAUUUCUUUCCCAGGAGUGGGUGAACAAGGCCAAGAGGUUAAAAAAAAUGAUUGGGGACCUGGGGGACAGGCAAGGUUGACAGGGAUGCAGCCAGGCACAUCCCAGCACUGAAACAGGGGCUAUUGGAUGUGAAACAGCUCCGCUGUUCUCCAGGGAUGAGACUGACAGUCAGGUGGGACCUGUCCAGCAAUACAGACAGCAAAACUGAGUUACAUCCCAUCAUUCAGCAAAAUCCUUGGAGUCUAGCCAUUAGGUACCGCAACCCAACAAAAGUGGGGGUGGUGGGCGUUGCAGCAGAGAUAGGUCUUACCUACCUGGAUGUGUGGGGACAAAACAAGGAGAAAAAGAGAAGAUACAAAACUGUGAUCCGUCAUUGGAAGAAAUGUUAUUUUAAGUCAUAAUAAAAUAAUUGCACAUA
Molecule: messenger RNA, 2756 nt
Organism: Aquila chrysaetos chrysaetos
Lineage: Eukaryota; Metazoa; Chordata; Aves; Accipitriformes; Accipitridae
Product: sulfotransferase family cytosolic 1B member 1-like
Exons: 8
Coding region: 361-1251 (296 amino acids)
Biological process (GO): sulfation
Cellular component (GO): cytoplasm
Molecular function (GO): sulfotransferase activity
Source: RefSeq, a predicted model, not a curated record